AUGAAUAAAAAUUCGCAUGACGAUAAUCCAUACGGCGUGACGGCGAGUGUGGCUGCUCCCGUUCGGACACGUCGUGAUGUUCAGUCACACACUGGAAACAGUAGAGCGAGUGGUACUCUCCAGUGUUCACGGCCCACAAGAUCGAAUCGGAACAUAACAUCUACUUCUGUCAAUGAGUCAAGCACAUCCUCGGAUGAGUCGAGCACAUUCUCAGAAUCCCCAAGGAGACUGGCCCUCCCCAAUAGGAGAGCCCCUCUUUUAGGAAACGUAAGACGACGCAAGAAAUGGAGUAGUGACGAUAAUAGUGACCUCCUAAGAGCGUACCUCCGAGCAACAAAAUAUGACACGUGCAAAUUCGGAUUCAGGAAACGUAUGCUGAUUGAAUGGAGAUUGAUGAGACCAGAAAGUGUACUAACUGAAAACCAACUAGCAACACAACUGACAUCAAUCAAAAGAAAUAACUUAGUACCAGAUAUCAUAACACAAACCAUCAGAACUGAGGAAAUGGAAAGAAUGAGAAGAGAAACCGAUAAUUCCAACACUAUUAAAACAAACAAUGAUACAGGAAAUGCUGAGAUAAAUGUCGAGAAUGAACAACCACAGAUAGAAAGAGAAAAACAAAUAGAAACAACAAGAAUGGACCAAGAAGUAGAAACUGAAAGAACAGAAUUAAUAAAUGAAGAUAAAAUCCGAAUUAUUAGCCAUUUUGAAGUCUUGAAACUCUCCUAUCAAGACACAGAAGCUAAUCACAGACCCAGCUUGAGAAAAAUGAAACCAAACAAGAAAGUACAUACACUUCUUCAAUACUUAAACAACUAUAUUCGUGAGAGUACCACUGACGCUGACGUUCCGAACAUCGAAGCAGUGCAGACAAUCGUCUAUUGUGUAGCAAGAGCAGUCACAGAAGAAGUAGUACCAGAGCAACCAGGAGAGAGAACGAUAAACAAACCCUCUGAAGUGAAAGUACCAAAAUGGAAAGAAAGAAUAGAGAAGAAAAUCAACGGAAUACGGAGCACACUCAACAAGAUAAACGACUGGAAAAAGAACAAAGGUGGACGAAAACUGAGAAAGGAAGUAAAAUCAAUUAUGAAGAGUAUGAACCUAAAGAUGAAUGACGAACAUUUUGACAGAAAUUUAGCAGUAAAAAUAAAUGAGAUGAAACAGAAAAUAGCAGUAUUUGGAAAGAAGUUACGAAGAUACAACUUAAGUCACAAAAGAAAAACACAGAACAAACUCUUCUCAAAAAAUGAAAAAACAUUCUAUGCAUCUCUAAACAACACAACAACAACAACACCCAGUACAUCGAACACAGUACCCAUUGGAGAGCUUGAAGAGUUCUGGCGAAACAUCUGGAAAAACAAAGGGAACCAUAAAAAAGAAGCACCAUGGAUUGUAGAGGAAAAACAAAGAAUGAAUGAAACACCUGGAAUGGAAUCAUGCAACAUCACAAUAACCGAUGUACAUGAAGUUGUCCGGAAACUACACAAUUGGAAAGCACCCGGCCCUGACAAAAUCCAGAACUUCUGGUGGAAAAACUUAACGGCAGUACACUCACAUCUAGUACGACACAUAAACAACAUCAUUGAAUACCCAGAAGAAACACCACAAUUCAUCACACUAGGGAUAACAUAUAUGAAAGCAAAAAGCGAAGAUCUUUCUAAACCUCAAAACUACAGACCCAUAACUUGUUUGAACACCCUAUACAAAAUCAUAACAUCACUGCUCGCAAACAAGAUCGACAACCAUGUAGAAGAGAAUCAAAUUCUAACAGAGGAACAAAAAGGCUGUAGACGGAAGACCCAGGGGUGCAAAGAGCAAUUGAUUAUAGAUGGCAUAAUCGCCAAUGAAGCAAAGAAAAGACAUAGAAAUGUAAGUGUAGCCUGGCUUGACUACCAAAAAGCCUUCGACUCUGUGCCUCAUUCAUACUUAAUCGACGUACUUAACAUCUACAAAGUCAAUGGCAAAAUUGUUAACUUUCUCCAACAUUGCAUGAAGUCAUGGCGAACACAACUCUUAGUCAAUAAUGACCGAAAAACAUCCGUGAAAACCAACCCAAUUCCGAUUGAAAGUGGCAUCUUCCAAGGAGACUCCUUGAGCCCUAUCUUGUUCAUAAUCUGCCUAAAUCCACUCUCAAGACAGCUUCAAUUCUCUAACCUUGGCUACAAACUAAAAGGCUCAUCAACACAACGACUCAGCCACCUCUUGUACGUCGACGAUGCCAAGUUAUAUGCAGAAAACGAACAAGAUCUAGGAAAACUGCUUACCAUCACAAAAACAUUCAGUGAGAACAUCCGUAUGAAAUUUGGAUAUGACAAGUGUGCCAAGAUCAUCUACAAGAAAGGGAAGAAAACGACCAGCCAGAACAUUGAACAUCUCAACAUCAAAGAAUUGGACGACACUGAAAAGUACAAAUACUUAGGACUGGACCAACAUCUAAUACGAGACACAAAAGAACUGAAAGAUAAAACAGAGAAGAAACUACAUACAAGAAUAAACAAGAUCCUAAACACAAGUCUGAAUGGAAAAAACAAAGUGAAAGCCGUAAACACCUGGGCAAUACCAACAAUAACCUACACAUUUGGGGUAAUACAGUGGUCGCAAACAGAUCUAGAGAGAAUCGAUAGAAAAAUCAGAACCGAUAUGACAGCAAACCGAAUCCAUCACACAAAUGCGUCAGUCAUCAGACUCUACCUACCGCGACGAUCCGGAGGAAGAGGACUCUUGAACUUGGAACACCUCUGGAAGAAACAAAUCAUCAACCUGCGGAAAUAUUUCAAAGAAAAACAAACUCCACUACUCAAAGUCAUCUGCGAAAUAGAUUCCUACUCACCACUGAAACUGAAGAACAAUGAUGAACCAACCCAAGCCCCAACAAUAAGAGAAAAGAGAGAAGAAUGGCAAGGAAAAGCGCUACAUGGCAAAUACCCAAAGGCAUUGGACUCAGGCCAUCAAACAGAAUCAACAAGCUGGCUCACCUCUGGAAGUCUAUAUGGUGAAACAGAAGGCUUUAUGUGUGCUAUCCAGGAUGGUGUCAUUAGUACAAAAAACUACAAAAAAUGUAUCCUGAAAGAAGAAAUUGACGACCAUUGCAGAAUGUGCAAAACUGCACCAGAAACUAUUCAGCACAUAACAUCAGGCUGCCCCACGAUAGCACACACAGAGUACCUGAAACGUCAUAACCUCACUGCUGGAAUCCUUCAUCAGAAAAUCGUAACUAAACUGAAACUGCAAGAAUCCGAAGACCCAUAUUACACAUAUGUACCACAACCAGUCAUUGAAACAGACAGCUGGAAAGUGUACUGGGACAUCACGAUUCGAACGGACAAGACAGUAGCGGCCAACAGACCUGACAUCGUACUCCAUGACAAACAGAGGAAAGAAGCCUUCUUCAUAGACAUUGCCCACCCAAAUGAUAAUAACCUGGAAAAAACGGAAAGAGAGAAAAUAACAAAGUAUUUUGAACUCAGUCAAGAAUAUAAAGCAAUAUACAAACUAAACAAAGUGACAGUCCUCCCCAUCAUCAUAACAUCAACAGGAAUAAUAAGCAAAAACAUAGAGACCUACCUCAGUAAGAUACACCUCGACAACAAACCCAUGAUCCGGCUAAUGCAGAAGUCUGUCAUCCUUGAAACCUGUAGAAUAGUCCGGAAGUUCCUGAACAUUCAAGAAUAA
This is a messenger RNA of Tribolium castaneum (red flour beetle), 3672 nucleotides long. RefSeq lists its product as uncharacterized. NCBI's taxonomy places the organism in Eukaryota, Metazoa, Arthropoda, Insecta, Coleoptera, Tenebrionidae. Bases 1 to 3672 code for a protein of 1223 amino acids. The transcript has a single exon. The record is from RefSeq and is a predicted model, not a curated record.